Molecule: messenger RNA, 372 nt
Organism: Exophiala aquamarina CBS 119918
Lineage: Eukaryota; Fungi; Ascomycota; Eurotiomycetes; Chaetothyriales; Herpotrichiellaceae
Product: RING-box protein 1
Exons: 4
Coding region: 1-372 (123 amino acids)
Biological process (GO): protein ubiquitination; ubiquitin-dependent protein catabolic process
Cellular component (GO): nucleus; cullin-RING ubiquitin ligase complex
Molecular function (GO): ubiquitin protein ligase activity; zinc ion binding; cullin family protein binding
Source: RefSeq, a predicted model, not a curated record
AUGGCUGACGUUGAAAUGGCUGACGCCAGUUCAUCCACCGAAAAGCCCAAGGCAGUUGUCAAGGCCUCCAAAGGCGGUGCUGUGGAAGGUGGCGAUAGCAAGAAAAGAUUCGAAGUCAAGAAGUGGAAUGCCGUUGCACUAUGGGCUUGGGAUAUUGUAGUCGACAACUGCGCCAUUUGCCGGAAUCAUAUCAUGGAUCUAUGUAUCGAGUGUCAAGCAAACCAGGGCGCCGCCAUCACUGAAGAAUGUACCGUUGCCUGGGGCAUUUGCAAUCACGCCUUCCACUUCCAUUGCAUUUCGAGAUGGCUUAAGACCCGACAAGUCUGUCCCCUUGACAAUCGAGAUUGGGAGUUCCAGAAAUACGGUCGAUAG